Messenger RNA from Rhodamnia argentea, 1643 nucleotides. Its product is annotated as transcription factor HHO5. The transcript is spliced from 6 exons. The record is from RefSeq and is a predicted model, not a curated record. Gene Ontology annotation, molecular function: DNA binding; DNA-binding transcription factor activity. Lineage: Eukaryota; Viridiplantae; Streptophyta; Magnoliopsida; Myrtales; Myrtaceae. Gene Ontology annotation, biological process: regulation of DNA-templated transcription. Bases 317 to 1351 code for a protein of 344 amino acids.
AGGAUAAGCUGGGUGCUUUUCAUUUUCGCCGCGUGAGUCCAGAAUCUGAAAGAUUCUCGCCGAUCCAACACGGGAAACUCGCUCGAGUCGAGACGCCGAGUCGCCGAGUUUCUAUUUGGUUAAAAAAAAUACGCGACGACCCGAGAGGCGAGAACAUCGAAUCUCCGUGUCCUGAAUCUAGCCCUUCCUUUUUAAUAAGAACUGCCCUCUGUCCUCCUCCUCAGCAGUGCGCUCUCGGACAAAUGUGAAGAGAGAAUCACCACGCGAAAAUCGAAGUGUCCCCUCGAAGAAGGAGGAGGAAGAAAUCUAGAGAGAGAUGGAACUGAGCUUGGAUUUGAGCUUGGCUCGCGAGCCUCGACCAGUGUCCGAAUUUCUCAGGGAGGUCUCUGCGAUCCCAGAUCGCCACCAGAAAAUGUCAAAGCUCGAUGACUAUGUGGAAAGAUUGGAGGAGGAGAUGAGGAAAAUAGACCCUUUUAAGCGCGAGCUGCCUCUUUGCAUGCUUCUCUUGAACGACGCCAUGGAAAGGUUGAAGGAGGAGCAAUUGCAGUGCAAGAGAUUGGGAUUUGUUCGACUGAAAAGAAAUUCUGAUAGAGAUAAGAGGGCAGAAGUGGAAAACAAGGAUUCUUGCGACCUUCAGAAGUGGAUGGGCUCUCCUGAUCAGAAUCCGGAUCAGUAUUCAGCCGAGAAGAACCCAAUCGAGCCAUGUGACUACAAGAAGAAAGGAGAGGCAUUCUUGCCAUUUGGUCUCCUUGGAGCUCCGCUGAAGGAGGCCAAGGAUUCUUCACCAAUUUCUAGACUUACCCUUUUGACUCCGACCUCUAUAGCGGCCUCCCCUGAUAAUGAUAAUGUCAAGAAGCUCAGUUUCGAGUCGCCCUUCUCGACGGACAGCACGAAAUUGCAGAGAAGUCCACACCAGCAGCAUCCACUUAGGAAGCAAAGGCGGUGCUGGUCACCCGAGCUCCACCGCCGGUUCAUGGAGGCGUUGGAGCAGCUCGGUGGAGCACAGGUGGCUACUCCAAAACAAAUCAGAGAACUCAUGCAAGUCGAAGGCCUUACUAAUGACGAAGUUAAAAGUCAUUUACAGAAAUAUAGACUUCAUAUCAGGAGAAUCCCAUUACCGUCAGGCGCUGUGGCAAAUGGCUUAUCUUUAGUGCAAGAACGAUGCGCCGUGGACCACUCAGAACUGAGGACCUCAGAGUCCUAUUCUCCCCAAGGCCCUCUUCUUGCCCGUGCAUCUGCUCGAGCAGUUUCUAGUGCCGGAAGGGAAAGCACGGAGAUGACAGAUGAAGACGAGAACUCUGAAGGCGACAGUUGGAUUACUGUGCUCGGAGAGAAACUCACAGCCCAUUAAACUUGGCAACUGACGCCGGUUACGGGAUCUUAGAACGUAUAAAUAAAACUCAGGCGAUGAGAGAAACUAACAACCGUUUUCUUUUUGCCAAGCCAUUUUCACAGGGGAGAAAUUUCGCCAGUUGUAGUUGAGAGAAAGCAGAGAAGUCUUGGAUUCGAUUCCUCUCUCCCCGUGUUGACGAACUUGUUCUCCGUUUGUAUUGGUUUUUUUUCCUGGGAGCCAUUGAUGGAUUCAUGAACUUAUGUAACUUUACUCACUUCUAUCAAAUGUGAGGUUCUUCCAUUUGACUGAU